Trichobilharzia szidati is the source of this 381-nucleotide messenger RNA. Lineage: Eukaryota; Metazoa; Platyhelminthes; Trematoda; Strigeidida; Schistosomatidae. The record is from the annotation of a GenBank genome assembly.
AUGAUUCGCUAUAUUGAACAGAAAUUGGCAGAUCUUCAAUCAGCACACAAAGCUGGACAGAAUCUUCGCAAAUAUAUACCAUCUGGUGUAGAUGUAGAGCUUAUAUUACAACUUACCUCACAUGAUCUUGGCGAGAAGAUAUUAGCUCAUCACACUCUACGUCAAAGCAAUGAUACUGUCAAAUUAUCUGACCUCAGACCUCAUCCACUUAUUGUUUGGUCGAUGUUACCUCGUGAAACAAGAAUGUCUGUUUGUCAUUUUACAAUGAAUCGUUUCUCUUCUGCCCUUCGUGCAGUAUCAGAUUUGAUGGUAAUAGCAAAUGGUGUAGCAAAUAAAAUUAGUGAAUCAUCACUUAAAGAAAGUUGUGCUGCAUUAUUUUGA